Molecule: messenger RNA, 1541 nt
Organism: Mollisia scopiformis
Lineage: Eukaryota; Fungi; Ascomycota; Leotiomycetes; Helotiales; Mollisiaceae
Product: FAD/NAD(P)-binding domain-containing protein
Exons: 3
Coding region: 124-1242 (372 amino acids)
Cellular component (GO): cytoplasm
Molecular function (GO): electron-transferring-flavoprotein dehydrogenase activity; flavin adenine dinucleotide binding
Source: RefSeq, a predicted model, not a curated record
CUUCGAAUUCUUCGUCUCGCCGCAAGCACCGUGCAGCAAGCUCUCAAUACUGUAUUCCACUUUCUCACGGGAAAUUACUUCUCGCCGCUGUCCACCAGCAAUUCAAGCCUCGAAUCUCGCGCCAUGACUAACAUUGUCAUCCUUGGAGCCUCCUUCGCCGGUGUCAGUAGCGCACAUCGGAUUUUGAAACAAGCUGGGAAGACAGGUGCGAAGAUCAGAGUCACUUUGGUGUCUCCAAAUACCCAUUUCUACUGGAACAUUGCCCUGCCCCGAGCCGUCGUCCCUGGACAGCUCUCUGAUGAGAAGGUCUUCCAGCCUAUUGCUCCUGGUUUCAAGCAAUAUCCCGCAGGCCAAUUCGAGUUCAUUGUUGCCUCUGCCAAAAGUCUCGGUGUUGAGGCGAAGAAGGUGCACUUGGAGAUUCUUGGGUCUGAUGAGGACAAAGUGAUUGACUACGACUUCUUGAUUCUUGCCACGGGGACAAGCACUAAAGGGGGGACACCUUUCAAGACAUUGGCCUCGACCGAAGCAACCAAAGAUGGGAUUCACAACAUUCAAGCCCAGAUCAAGAAAGCUAAGACGAUUGUUCUUGCUGGCGCCGGCGCAACAGGUGUCGAGAUUGCUGGCGAGCUGGGAUUUAAGUAUGGAACGUCGAAGGAAAUUAUUCUGAUUUCGAAGGGACCAACCAUUCUCGAGGCAGCCAUCCCAAGUGUGCAGAAAGUCGCAACACAGCUGCUCCAAAACCUGAAGGUGAAGACGAAGCUGAAGACCCAAGUCGUGAGCUCCGUUGAAGGAGCAGAUGGUCGGCACAUACUCGAGCUUUCGAGUGGGGAAAAAUUGAUCGCCGAUGUGUACCUUCCGACGUUCGGUGUCGCGCCCAACUCCUCGUACAUCCCCAAGCAGUUCCUCAACGACCGCGGCUUUGUCAUAGUUGACGAUUAUUUGAAAGUGAAGGGAGCAGACAAUGUAUGGGCUAUUGGUGAUGUCUCGGACCGCGAACCACCUCAAUUCUUAUUCGCAGAUGGACAGUCUGCUCAUAUUGCUAAGAACAUUAUCAAGAUUCUCAGCAGCCAGCCAUCCCUUCCUUACAAGGAUGGUGUACGUGGUAUGGGCUUGACGGUGGGCAGAAAGGCAGGAACUGGUCAUCUGGGAAAUGUCAAGCUUCCCGGAUUCCUGGUACACUUCCUUAGAAAGAACCUGUUCAUUGACAAACUUGCCCCCACUGUUAGUGGUUCUGCGUACUAAGGCUACUUUGCCUAUUUGUUGUUUUUGAGGUUAUGGCAGAUACCACCAUUGCAGAGUAUGCAUGAAUUUGAGUUAAUGGGUUUUUGAGGCCCCAUAAUAUUCUAUCUCUUACUUUGAAAUGAAGUCUUCUAUGGUGAAAGCGCUCGAAUCAUCUGCCUUUCUAAAUUCUUUUCCCAUUCUGAAUACUUCUCAUAGCAUCCACUCAACAUAUAGUUUCUCGUGCUUUUUCACCUACGUUCCCACACGCGCGUAGUAUCGUGAAUGGAGGUUAUUCAAGAGCAAACGGGUACCUCUUCUGG